GAGCUUGCGGGGCCAUCCUGAUUAGGGAGCUGGCGUCCAACAUCUCGCCUCACGCACUCCGAUUUAUUUGUUUACGACUCAACUCGUCACGACUCCUGGGAAUUGUCGUGUGCGGUUCUUCUAGAUUUUCUGUCUAACAGAAGUCACCUAGGACUCAAGAAUACCGCGUUGGCCAAAGUAGACCCCAAACAGCUACAAAACCAUGGCUGAUAAAGUAAUUCCAUUUGGCAAUGCGCCUCUGGAGGAGAAGCGUCCGCACCAUUCAUGCAAACGAAGUGCUAUCGCUGUGAUAUUUUCAUUGCUGUUCUUUGGAACCCUGUUCCAUCCGGUAUCACGGUCUUACCAUCCAGCUUGCCACGCCUAUUCGCGCUUGCGCCCCCUUACGGUCGAGGAACGAGUUCAUAACGUCUUGGCCCGGACUCCACUGAUCGAUGGUCAUGAUGAUUUCCCGCUUCUUACCGGUCUCCCCUCUCAUGUCGACCUGCCACGACUCCGAGAAGGUCAGAACGGAGGAGCCUUCUGGAGCGUGUAUGCGCCUUGUCCGAAGAAUGGUUCGGACUGGUCCGAUGAUAACUAUAAAGACAUCGUCCUGUUCACCAACCAGCAGAUUGACCUUAUGACUCGUUUAAGUGCUGCCUACUCUAAUGACUUCUCUCACGUAGCUGGCAUCACUGCCGACUCCGCUCUGGCAGCCUUCAAACAGGGGAAGCUCAUCUCGCCUCUUGGCGUCGAAGGCCUGCACCAGAUCGGCAAUUCAGUCGCAAACUUGCGUUCUUUCCACGCCCUCGGAGUUCGAUAUGCUACUCUCACACACAAUUGUGGUAACAUCUUUGCCGACUCAGCGCUUGUCGAGUCACCGUUCCGCAAGGCCGAGCCGUACUGGGGUGGUCUUUCACCCAAGGGCAAGGAGCUCAUUCACGAGUUCAACCGCAUUGGUCUGAUUGUCGAUUUGGCUCACGUCAGUGCCGACACCAUGCGUGACGUACUCGGUGGAACCGAGUUCGAGGGCAGUAAGGCCCCGAUCAUGUUCAGCCAUUCUUCGGCCUUCGCGAUUUGCCCGCACCCAAGAAACGUGCCGGACGAUGUAUUGCAACUAGUCAAAAAGACGAACUCUGUUGUUAUGGUUAACUUCGCACCCGACUUCAUCUCGUGCAAAGAUGUCGGCAACGACAAUGGCGUUCCUGUUCUUGUGCCCGAGAACGCCACGCUUGCGCAAGUCGCUGAUCAUAUCACCUAUAUCGGCAACUUGAUCGGGUAUGAUCACGUCGGUGUCGGCAGUGAUUUCGACGGCAUUCCAUCAGUCCCGAAGGGCUUGGAAGAUGUGUCAAAGUAUCCUGACCUCUUUGCCGAGCUACUGAGGCGAGGCGUUUCUGAUGAAGACGCAGCCAAGGUCGCUGGUGGCAACAUUCUCAGGGUCUGGAAAGAUGUCGAGGAAGUUUCGGCCAAGCUUCAGGCAGAUGGGUUCCCAGUGCUCGAGGACGACUUGCCAAGCUUGAGGUUCCAGGAGAACUUUAAACUGCUGGGCCUGGAAUAGAUGAACGCGACUCUGAAUGACCUUCCUCUGUGUACGGCGCUGAACAGCCGGGGGAGGGAAGGUACGGGGCUUAGUAUAUUGUGAACAAUGGUGAUGUCCCGAAAAGAGUAUGAUGUCAACUAUAUCAGCCUAUCAUACAGGCGUGCCGUAUGUUGUU
Molecule: messenger RNA, 1691 nt
Organism: Truncatella angustata
Lineage: Eukaryota; Fungi; Ascomycota; Sordariomycetes; Amphisphaeriales; Sporocadaceae
Product: membrane dipeptidase
Exons: 6
Coding region: 203-1534 (443 amino acids)
Biological process (GO): proteolysis
Molecular function (GO): metallodipeptidase activity
Source: RefSeq, a predicted model, not a curated record